UGUAGUUUAUGCACGGCGCAAGAGGGCAGGGUCGAGUUGCAACUUCCAUUUACAUUUUGACAAUUUUGCACGAAAUUAAUCAUGCUGCGCCUGCGUAUUGGCAAAUCAAAAUCUGAAACGCGGACAAGCACAAGAUAGUACUGCUUACUCUGCGCCUCUUGUCAUCUUCAUCUACUGCUCUCUCGAAAAACCUAAACCAUUUUUCUUUGUCCAUCUUCGCGUCGGUCGUUUGGUUUGCACGAUUUUUUCUUGCGACUACAACUUUUUCUUUCCCGGCGUCGUUGUGUACUUGGAGGCUCUCUACUUCGUUGUAGUUCUGUCAGAGAACAAGGUCGUGUUUCUGGUGCACCGCAAUUAACGAUUUAACUACAACGACCGAUCGCGGCGACGUUAGCAACGAAGACCGACGGGGCUUAACACCAACAUGCCUUCUUCCACGGGACCGCCAGGAGCGCCAACGACGCUGCUGCAGACCGGGGGCGGGAGUGGCUCCGGGAGCGGGGCGAGUAGAAGUGGUCUACAUCACGACUAUGAUCCAAUGCACCUGCAGAUGAUAUCGAUAGAUCGACGCGAGUGUUUGGAGUUGGACCUAGAACGACUCCGGGAAGUAUGAAAAGAACUGCAGUAGGGUUUUCUUUUGUAGAAAGCGGUCGAGUCAAUUUUGUCAUGCGUGGUGGUACUGGUGUGGUAUGGUAACUGUAAGCCAAGGCCAAGGAGAGCGACAGGGACAGUAAAGAGUAGUAGAACUCGCAUGACAAUUCAUGACAAUCUCCUUCCAGUUCCAUGAUCAUUGAUGCAAGAAAAUUCUGAAGCUUUUCUUUCCACGAAGGCAAGCUGAUCGCAUCCACCAAGCUGUCUUGAGGCGUGCUUGUAAGUUUCUGAUCCCAUGUUAAAAUCCUUUACUUUGUUUUGCCACGAAUUUUGCGGAUCCUGCAAUAAAAAUGUCUUUUGUGAUGCGAGUAACUGCAUGAUAACCUACUUCUCAGGUGCUCCGUCGAAUGCCACCAACUCGACCAGUUCGAACACGCCGAACAGCACUUCGAACUCAAAACUUAUCCAACAGGGUACACGUGUUGGUGCUUCCCCGCUCUUCCAGGUGGAGUUUGUCAUGCUUGUUGCAACAUUGUACUCCACCACAUCUUCAAGGGUCCUGCGUAGUUGCAGCGGAGAUUUGAAAGGUUGCUGAAGAUCGUCGACGGUUGUGGCUCCUGUACGAGUGUAAUGAUGCUUUCCUUGCAUGAGCGGGGUAAGAAACCCAAACGAGAACUUCGCGGUUGAGUUCUCAUCCGGCCGGCCGGCCGGAUGAGAACUCAACCACAUCUGUGGCGGAUUGAAAUCUGCCGGCCGGUCGUCCGGGUCCUCUUCUUCCCUCCUGGUCGACGGCCUCACUCUUCUUCUUGUCACCCCACAGCUGCGCUGUUUCACUACGCAGAAAGCCCGAGCUUUGUCAUGCAAAAACUGCGGCAAGUGCCUAAACCCAAGAAGCAGAAGCUGCGUUGUUUGCUACUUCUCCUGCGAGUCGCCGGAAAAGCAAAAGGCGAACAGCCUGGGGACCCAGAGGAUGGGGGCACAGCCCAAAGCGGGCGCGCAGCGCUGAGUGACUGACCAUGCCGGCUGCGGCCGGGCGCCGACGAACCCCACAAGGAAGCAACGCAACAGCGUACAACUUGCGCGCGCGGGCGGUCCUGAUGUGCCGCCUUCGUGUGUAGGAAAAGAUAAAGACUGCUAGGGCGCCAGUAGCCCGCCGGAGGUACACAGUCACAGGGGGGCGGCCCAGGCCAUUUGCAUUGUCCCUGCUACCGGUUGGGGGUAGCUUUGGAGCCCGACGCGCCGCAGGAUUCGGGCGCCGGCAGAAAGGGCAGCGCGCGCGGCGCGUCGGAGAUUGGUUGCCCGGCGCGCCGAGCGAGGCCCCGCCUCCCAUCGCGCAAGUCGGUGGACGCGCGAAGCGCGUCCGACCCGGGUCCGGCGCAUCUACCAACUGCUGCGCCGAAGGAAGCAUUAGCCAGCGGAGAGGCGCGCGGACGCGCUUUCUGGGCCGGCGAUUGCAGCGCACAACUACAACGGGCGCGCAUUGCGCGCCCCGCGAAAUGUUGCCUAUUGCGUGUGCGAGCCCCGCGAAUGUUUUUGCAUUCAAUUCUUUCGAAUUCCACCCAGAAGCCAAAAGGCAUAGCGCAGUCCAAGUAUGAAAGCGCGUCCGCGGCGGGCGCGCACAAUGUGCCACCUUUAAAAUUUUUCAACUUCUGCCCCGCUGCAUAGCGUACCUUCCCUGUAUUCGCAGCGGGCGCGCGCAGCGUGCCCAAAGAAUUUUUGUGUUGCACACGGCCCCCGGCGAAAGGGGAGUGAGGAGGGCGUCGGUCUCCAGCAGGCCGCUCCCCCCCCCCCCUUCGCCCGAGCGAAAGGCGGGCCAAUUUUUGCCAGAAGAUGACCAGGACGACCGGCCGGUCGAUUUCCGCCGCCGAUGUGGUUGAGUUCUCAUCCGGCCGGCCGGCCGGAUGAGAACUCAACCGCGAAGUUCUCGUUUGGGUUUGUUACCCCGCUCCAUGAAAAACUGGAUUUUUGACAUUGGGAAUGCACCAUCAAAAUCCCCCAUGCAUACCUUAGCAGUUAAACACCGUUCUGAUACAUUACGAACGCGUCCGAGCCAGUUUGGAAGAGGAAAUCGCAAACCUGGAGCGGCAGCUGGAACAGGAAUAUGCACAGGGUGGAUCAUCCGGUCAACAUAGCCAAUAUGCGGCUUAUAGUCAGCAACAUCAUCACGGAAGCAAGGAUCUGUACCCGAACACUAAUGCUACAGCUCACCAACAGAAAUUUCCAACAGGCUCAUCGUCCAAGACCAACUCUUCUACGACUGCGCCGCCCACUUCGCAGAAUCCAGUUCACCACAGCCACGAUGUUGUGAUGGAACAAGCUGCGCAUCAACCGGUCAGCACGUCGAGCAACUACUUGGCCCAGCCUUCCACUCUGCUCACGUCGAUGGCAACCGGGAGUGGUGCAGCGACGGUGGGUAAGUCUUCGUCUUCUGGAGGUACUUCCUCUAGUAGUCUUGGCAACGUGGCGGGUGCAUCAUCGACGACAGGUGCCGGGGGGAGCAAGUUUUCCAUGCAUGGGACGUCAAGUAAUUCAUCUUCUUCAACGCUUGGAAGCCGCCGGAUUGGAGCUGGAAACAGUGGCCACGGCUCCUACGCGAACUCGCAUCUUUUACAGCCGUCGUCGACCUCGUUACAUCACACCAGUUCCCAUAGCUCCAAUAAUUCCGGGACGGCAUCGAGGGUAUUCAUAAUUAAUAAGACGCUAAUAAACUAACAUGUUGCAGUUGGUUGAUCAGAAGAUAUUUGUCUUUCCGUUUAUUAGCAAUCUUCGUCUUUUUUCAGGCUGUGCAAAGGAGCGCCUAUCGAUAACGAUAUGAAGCUGAUCUGAAAACAACUCUAUCAGGAACAAAGCAGCGGGCUGUCCCAUCCAAACACUUCUACGACGUUGCACCGUCUUGGUUCGGAGCGCCGCACCGGUUACAGUCCCCACAAGCACUACAGUAACUACUCCACUGGAAGCAGAAACACGCCGGCGCAUAACUCGCCGCUGCGCCACGGGUACUCCACGUCGACGUCCGGUUCAAACUACAAAUCUUCGUCUACGUCUCGGGGACAUCAGUACUUCUACAGGAGGUUUUUUCAUGCCUGAUAAUUCAUUUCAAAUUUAUAGUACUCGUAGCUUUUCGCAAGAGAGCAUGAUCAGAAAUGAGUUACAUGCACUAGUAAAACUGCUACAGGUAUAGCAAGUCCUCGAAUUCCGGAACUGCUUCUUCGGGGCUGCAUACCACGUCGAGCUUACGCGUUGAAAAUCUUCAUAACUCCUCACACAACAGCUGAUGCUCGCAUAAUUUUCAUCUCAUGCAUGCCAUGAUCCAACAAGUCCAACACCAACUGGCUCUCUUUUUGCGGUGCUAAAUGCUGCACCUCUUAACAAAUAAGCGAAAGCUGAUCUACUGUCUGCUGAGGAGCCUCUAAGAUUUUCCUCUUGAUCCACCACGAAUUCCACCAGUCCCCACUUCGAGAGCGGGGGCACGGGCGUGCUGAAGACGCGAAGCAGUAACAGCACCACCUCCAGCAGCGCAGCCUCGACCAGCGGUGGCGGUGCAAGCGGGGGCAGGUACGGCGCGACAACUUCCAAUUUCUCUUCUAGUUCGAGCCACACAGGAGCUGGGGCUUACACGUCCUCGACCGGUGCAACUGGCACGACAAAUCCCCGGGCGGGGGUCGUGCCGAACCUGCGCCAGCAUCAGUCGUCAACACGUAGCAUGUCGCCACUGCUGCACGAUAAGAUCGCGCACCAGCAUGGGAUCAGCGUGUCCAGCAGUAUCAACUUCGGGUCGAGCAGCCGGAUUUUGGGCGGAUCUUCAGCAGGGUCGGGAAGUAGUGGAAUAGGAAGCAGCUCUUCGGGCAGCGGCUCUUCGUUGGCGGGCGAGGCGAAGUACAACUUGGACUGAUAUCUUGUUUUGUCACAAUGCCGACUGAAGAUCUACUUUGGUACAGCACAUGCCCUCCCUCGUCAAUACAGAAUGAUGACUCUGCCGGUAAUUCUAAUUGCAGUCUUUUUCCCUGCCCAUUCUUGAUCCCAAACUCCAGAUCGCGUCGCCUUCCCGGACUGACGCCACGCACGGACCAGCCGGGCUCCUACUCGGCUUUUCAGCACCAGUCUGGGAGCCACGGUCUCUGGGAAAGCAGUCACCGGGCCACUGGGUACAACAGCAACCACUACUAUGAAAGGGAAAGAAGAAGAAGCAGACACUCCAGUCGAAGUCCCUAUCGUGGUCGCGGCCACGGGCGGUGGCAUGAUCGUGGUGAUCAUGGCCGCGCGUCUCUCAAUGCGUCACGCGAUUUGCGAUGGCGCGGCCCCGUCCGUGGCACCUUCCCUCGGAUGGAUACUAGCGAUCGUCGUGUCAGAGAAAGGUCGAGGGAGCGCGUUUGUCAUAGAGUACGCAAGGGAAAAAAUGGUCACGAUCUUUACAUGUGAGAAAAAUGGUGCGCUGCACAACGGUGAAGGUGAGCACGAUGCAUUUUGUGCUGCAUGGCAAAUGUAGUGGGGGCCAGUAUCCUACUAUUGAUAUUUUGUUGUAAUACAUCAAGAUCAAGCAGCGAAUUUUCUCCGUGCAGAAGAGACGUCGACUUUUUUCAUUUGCAUAGCAGAACCAUCGCCCCCUACAUCGACAUCACCCAUACUCGUCGAGCUCGAGCAAGUAUCCCAUUGUGUUGAAAAGUCUGCCGAGGUCGGGUGCGUUCUUUUGCCAUGAUCUUGGUGUAGCAUUUGCAUAGACAAUGACACCGUCGAGACGCAAGAACACUGGUGCAGCUUUCGUAACCCUAAGCGCUGAUGCACUAAACUUUCUCUUUUGCACCACAGAGAAGGUGAAGGACGCUUCUAAUCGGUGAAUUUUUCACGCAAUACCACUUGCAACAACUCACGCCACUACCGUACGAGGGAGCGACCAGGACAGCGCUACUAG
Messenger RNA from Amoebophrya sp. A120, 5500 nucleotides. Lineage: Eukaryota; Dinophyceae; Syndiniales; Amoebophryaceae. The record is from the annotation of a GenBank genome assembly.